GACCUGCUGGUGCAUUGUGGGUAAUAUUAGCCAUAGCCAAGGCAACGUGAAAUAUCUAGGAGGAAAAAAAGACGAAAAAAUGUCUUGAAAUUGCGUCUUAUCACCCACAUAUCGAGAUCCUGUGGACUUAAGAAGAACCAUCGAUUCUAAAGAAAUCAACGAGCUAUGCAAAGAUGACAUGCUGAAGCGGAGAAGAUGGCGUCCCAGCAGCAGAGUUGGGAGGAGGAGGGGGAGGGGGAGGGGCUGUGCUGCUGUGAGUACAUCAACACACAGGGCGAGCGCAGUCACCUGCUCAUGUCCUUCUGUGACUGUGAGGCUCUGGACGCUGCUGCUGACAGGAAGCGCAAACAUCGCGUGGUGUCAGCCUGGAACUACCAGGAAUUUUACAGGAACUACAAGGAAGGGACGAAGCUCCACAACCACUCCCACAUCCAACACUCGCCCAGGGUGUUCAAAAGACAGAAAGUUCCGACGAGUAACUACGAGGCCCUAUACAUGACCCUGGAGGACAGACUGCGCAUCCCCUGGUGUUCAGGCAGGGGGGCCAAACAAGUCAACCCCCAGGUCAUCCCACCCCUCAUCCUGGUGCCACUGUCCCUCAACAUUGCUGCUAUCCACCCCCUGCUGACAGCAGUGGUACUGGUCCUCCUCCCCAUCUUCCUCAUUAGGUACUAUUUCCGAUAUAUCAAAAUACGCCAAAGCGGGCCUUUCUUCCUGAGCUGGGGUCUGGUGUCCGUGGGUUACCUUUACUCGCUGUACGUCCGCCUGGUGGUCCCUCUCGGCAUUGUGACGUCCGCGGAAACAUGUCUCCUCACCGGUCUGAUGUUCUCCAUGCUCGCCGCGCUGACGUCCGCGAAACAAAACCCCGGCUUCAUCACCGGAAAUACCGUAGGAACUGACAGUAAACACAACUUCCCAAAGAACGGGGUGAAAGAUCCGCCACACGAAGAGAGCAGCAACUCGCAAGGAAACGGCGUCCAGUUCCGGAGCUCGACUCCGGUGCAAAACGGGAGUGAUGCGGGCGAUGUGAGUUUGAUACAGUCCAGCAGCGCCCCCUAUGAGAAUGACAGCACUAUGCAGCACACCAACAACAGGCCCCUCCAAAGGAACGGGAACAACAACAACAGGGACACCAAGGACGCCGGUCAAGAUGCGGUCAUCGAUAUGGAAGGACAGAGGGUAACUGACCGGCACCUGUGGUGUCACGUGUGUAAGAUGCCCAGGCCACCCCGAGCUGGACAUUGCAUGAUCUGUAGGCGUUGUGUCUUAAGGCUUGACCACCACUGUAUAUGGAUUGACCACUGUGUUGGGAAGAACAACCACAGAAGCUUCUUCCUCACACUGGUGCUGUUCAUGGUGUCAGCUGGGUAUGGGGUCUGGCUGUCCCUCAACAGCACCUGUCCUGGCUGGUACAGCAAGAGGUGGAUCCCCUACUGUCCUCAGGCGUACAGCACAUCCAGUUCUGCCCUAGUCUUCACCUGCUGCUACUACACCAUGAUGGUGCUGACCGCCAUGUCAGGUAUCCUCAUCUCCCAGCUCAUCAACAUCUCCUGGAACAUGACGGGUCGCGAGGAGCGUGUCGCCAUCCGCAACAAGACCUACAAGGUGCGCUGCUGCGGCUUCUGCGUCUACACCGACAAGUACGACAAGGGCUGCGUGCAGAACUGGUGGGAGUUCACCCAGAAACCCAAGCUGGAGAAAGCGGCAGUACAGAUGGUGUGAGGGAAGCUGAUGCCACCAAUACUAGCACGUCGGCAGAACGUACUGCGCCUGCACAAAACACCCAUUUUUCUAGCCUCCGUAGCAGGCUUAUAGAACUGGGGGUUUGGUGG
Messenger RNA from Branchiostoma belcheri (Belcher's lancelet), 1832 nucleotides. RefSeq names its product palmitoyltransferase ZDHHC23-like. The transcript is spliced from 7 exons. Bases 196 to 1722 code for a protein of 508 amino acids. Gene Ontology annotation, molecular function: protein-cysteine S-palmitoyltransferase activity. Lineage: Eukaryota; Metazoa; Chordata; Leptocardii; Amphioxiformes; Branchiostomatidae. Gene Ontology annotation, cellular component: Golgi apparatus; endoplasmic reticulum. Gene Ontology annotation, biological process: peptidyl-L-cysteine S-palmitoylation; protein targeting to membrane. The record is from RefSeq and is a predicted model, not a curated record.